Molecule: messenger RNA, 1041 nt
Organism: Lycium barbarum (goji berry)
Lineage: Eukaryota; Viridiplantae; Streptophyta; Magnoliopsida; Solanales; Solanaceae
Product: auxin-responsive protein IAA1-like
Exons: 5
Coding region: 161-751 (196 amino acids)
Biological process (GO): regulation of DNA-templated transcription
Cellular component (GO): nucleus
Molecular function (GO): protein binding
Source: RefSeq, a predicted model, not a curated record
CCGCACAUCUGUGUAGACGUGUUAAUAGGAGAAUGGUCUAAUUAAUUAAUGAUAGCCUCCUUCCACAUUAAUCCAAAGCUUAUACAAUAGCCAAACAUCACACCAACACCUUUCUUAGCCCAUUCUUCCCUUUCACAAAAUACGUACAUACAGUAUUAAGAUGAAAUUUGAUACCUCCAGCCGGAGUCUCGAGGAAACUGAGCUCACACUGGGCUUAUCAAGAAAGCAAAUAUGUGGUAUAAAACGUGGAUUCUCACUGCCCGACGAAGCUAUUGAGUUGAGCCUCGGUACCUUUACUGCAAGAAAUCCUAAUGAUAAAAGCUAUGAAGAUGAAAUCUCCAGUGGAACCAAACAUUCCGCACAGACACAAGUAGUUGGAUGGCCACCAGUGAGAUCACAGAGGAUCAAGGUAGCAAAGAAGUACGUGAAGGUGGCAGUAGAUGGAGCUCCCUACUUGAGAAAAGUUGAUUUGGAAAUGUACACAAGCUAUGACCAGCUGCUAAAUGCUCUGCCAAAACUGUUUACUUGCCUAACUAUUUGUAACUUUCUAAAUGGGAGGAAGCUUAUAGUCCCUACAAUUAAUGGUGUGGAAUUGUUGCCAACUUAUGAAGACAAAGAUGGGGACUGGAUGCUACUUGGAGACGUUCCCUGGAAAAUGUUUGUUGAAUCUUGCAAGAGGCUUAGGUUGAUGAAGAGCUCAGAGGUCACCGGAUUUGCUCAAAGGACAAGCUUAUUACUGUUGAAAUGCUGAUUAAUUAAAGAAGUACUCAUAUUGGCCAGCAUGUACAUAUAUAGGCUCUUAUUUUGCCUUCUUUUACUACUAUUUCUGUAUCUGCACCUAGUUAGGGAACUUUUUCUACUCUUUAUUUUAUGCAUCUCAUUGUAUAGUAGCUAGCUCGCUAGCUAUGCUUUCUUGGGACACUUAUAGAUCGUGUCACAAGAUAAGAUCAUAUAAAAGAUUUUGCGAUGGUAUGGUGUUAUAAGAUAAAGCAUAGAGAUAAGCAUAUCGCGUUUUAAUAAAGGAAUAAUUAUUUCGCAUAA